CAGGCUUGUGGUGGGCCGUUUGUCUGUGUGAAGCUGGCAUGGCCUCCCGUUCCCCCCUGCAUCUGUUCUUCAUUAGCGGAGCCGAGCGUAUAAAGCAGGGCGCGGACCGGCGCAGGGAGCAGUCUGCGUCGGCGCCUGGAUCAUGGGGUUUGCUGUGUGGCUGUGCGCGCUGUGCCUGCACGCGAGCCUGCUGCCGCACGCCCUCGGCUGCUCGGGAGUGACGCAGGGGGAGCCGUGUGUCAGCGGGGCGACCGCAGACGGACAGUACGACGACCAGAAGCAGCAGAUGGCGCCACCCUUAACUGAAGGACGGGUCCUGUUCAGACGCAGGCGGCAGCUGGAUCGCAGGGGUCCCGCCCACCCGGGCCACGCCAACGUGCCCGGGGCCGUGUCCGUCAAAGGCUUCCCCAACGCUCUGAUCCAGGCUGACAGGUCCAGGCGUCAAGCUGCAAAUAGGAAACGGAACGUGAUCCGGAACAUACCUCGCGUCGGCUCCUACUCUCUCCUUAACCAUGACAAGAAAUCCAACCCCCUACAGGUAACCAGAGCGAAAAGACAGGUGAAGGCAAUGCCCCCCAAGAGGGACAGCUCGAGUCGCUCCGGCGCCUUCUCCGUCCUGGGAGACCCACUGAACGACGGAAGAACGGACCCCAAAAAAGCCUAUUGAAGACGUGUGCUAUGGAACUUAGAUGCUCCUUCUCUUUGUAGAACAGGUAGUGUGCAGAGUGAGAUGUGUCCACAUUUUACUUACAAACAUGGAACAUGGAAACAAACUUAGGUUUGGUGUAAAAAUUUGCUUUAUAGUUCACACGGGUGUCCAGCAUUAAUAAGACAGCUUAUCAGCCAGUAUGCACUUAUGGAUACGUUUAUAUACUAUUUUAAGUUUAUAAUAUAUUCCUGCAUGUUAUUACACCACAAAUGAUCUCCUAUUAAUAUUGUAUUUUGCCACUUUGAUGUAACCUAUUUAAUCAGAUUCCUUCUGAGAACUGGGGGUAUAUUUUUGCAGAAAUAUUUCUGGUGUUAUUGUUUCAGAUUUCAAUAAAAAAGUUACUACAGA
Betta splendens (Siamese fighting fish) is the source of this 1057-nucleotide messenger RNA. RefSeq lists its product as uncharacterized. The coding region runs from base 143 to 667 and encodes 174 amino acids. The record is from RefSeq and is a predicted model, not a curated record. The transcript has 6 exons. NCBI's taxonomy places the organism in Eukaryota, Metazoa, Chordata, Actinopteri, Anabantiformes, Osphronemidae.